AUGCUCUUCCUCUACUUUGCCCUCAGCCUGCUUCUCGCGUCAGCCGGUGCAGCACCGACUACCCCACCAACUUCCCCAAAGACAUCGCCAAAGACCUCCGGAAACACCACGCCUACAAAGCCAGAGCCGGUCCCUCCUUACAUGACUGUGGAAGGAUGUAAAGCCCUGAUGGAUCCCGCCAAGGCAAAGAAGGCCCUCUUCUGGUCUGGGUGCGGCCUUCAAGCUAAGAAGGCGGUCACAGACAAACAGAACUAUGCGUACCUGGCUGGCUACGAGGUCAUGCGUGGUGUUUUCAAGCAGCCGUGGCCAAAGGACCACGAGGCCUUCCUGGACAAGUUCAAGACACAGAAAGCAGAGAACGAAAUCUAUAUCAUGAUGCCCGGCAAAGACGGGAGCAAGGGUGUCGACUGGGGGAAUAGGGCUACAUCGCACUGGGCUCAGCACGAGUACCCCAUAAUCUGCAAGAGCACAUCGGUCACCAAACUCUAUCGCCUCAGCGCCAAGGAUCCCAAGGUCAAGGAAGACAUCACCGAUCUGAUGCUUGCGCAGCGGAAGGCUGGUACAUGUCCGCCGCUGAGCAAGGUCGCCGGCGGCGGAGAGGACGACUAA
Molecule: messenger RNA, 609 nt
Organism: Diaporthe batatas
Lineage: Eukaryota; Fungi; Ascomycota; Sordariomycetes; Diaporthales; Diaporthaceae
Exons: 2
Coding region: 1-609 (202 amino acids)
Source: RefSeq, a predicted model, not a curated record